GCGCGCCUUCUGACGUCAUCACCGGGCGCCGCGGGCCCCCACCUCCUUCCACUUCGCGGGAGAAGUUGUUGGCGCGAAUGGAUCCCGAGUCCCCGUAACGGAUUCCCCAGCGGACAGGCCUGCGCGCCCGCGCCUGAGUCGGUGGGCUGCGAUGGAUAUUCGGAAAUUCUUUGGGGUUAUACCAAGUGGAAAGAAACCUGUAACUGAAACAGUAAAGAAGAAUGAGAAAACAAAGUCUGCUGAAGAAACUUUAAAAGCAAAGAAGGGAAUAAAGGAAAUCAAGGUAAAUAGUUCUUGUAAAGAAGAUGACUCUAAGCAGAAGCAACCAAACAAGAAAAAGAGGAUCAUCUAUGAUUCAGAUUCAGAAUCAGAGGAGACAGUGCCGGUAAAAAAUGCCAAAAAGCAACCAGAAAAAUUGCCAUUGUCCUCUAAACCUGGUAAAAUUCUACGCCAGGAUCCUGUUACAUACAUUUCAGAAACAGAUGAAGAAGAUGAUUUUAUGUGUAAGAAAGCAGCCUCUAAAUCGAAAGAGAAUGGAGGAUCUACAAAUAGUUAUCUUGGAGCAUCAAACAUGAAAAAGAAUGAAGAAAACACUAAGACCAAGAAUAAACCUUUAUCACCAAUAAAACUUACCCCCACGUCAGUGCUUGAUUAUUUUGGAACUGGAAGUGUCCAAAGAUCAGAUAAGAAGAUGGUAGCAAGCAAAAGAAAAGAGCCUUCACAAAACGCAGAUGAUUCCAGAUUAAAUGAUGAAGCCAUUGCCAAGCAAAUGCAACUUGAUGAGGAUGCAGAGCUGGAGAGACAGCUGCAUGAAGAUGAAGAGUUUGCCAGAACUUUAGCCAUGUUGGACGAAGAACCCAAGACCAAAAAGGCUCAGAAGGACCCAGGAGAGAGAGAAGCAUUUUCAUCUGUCCAAGCCAAUUUAAGUAAAGCAGGAAAACAUAAAUCUCCUCAUAAAGUAAAAACAGAACAAUUUUCAGAUGACAGAAAGAACUGCAGUCCCAAGAAGCAAACUAAAUGUGAAAGUUUGAUAGGAUCUCAGCAACAUUUGAAGUCGUCCCCUCACAAAAUAGGAGAAACUUCUCCAAAAGCCAGUUCCAAGGUGGCCCUUUUGAAAAAAAGGGGAGAGAGUUCUUAUAAAGAAACAGAGCCUAUGGCUUCAAAAAGAAAAGAAAAUGCUGUUGAAUUAAAAGGACAGACAAAAACUCCUAAGAAACCCAAAAGUUCUCCAGCUAAAAAAGAGUCUAUAAGUCCUGAAGAUUCUGAGAAGAGACGCACUAAUUAUCAAGCUUAUCGAAGCUACUUAAAUCGAGAAGGUCCCAAAGCUCUGGGCUCCAAAGAAAUACCGAAGGGAGCUGAAAAUUGCUUGGAAGGCCUUACAUUUGUAAUCACAGGAGUGCUGGAGUCCAUUGAACGAGAUGAGGCCAAGUCUCUAAUUGAGCGUUAUGGGGGAAAAGUAACAGGAAAUGUCAGCAAGAAAACAAACUACCUUGUCAUGGGUCGUGAUAGUGGACAGUCCAAGAGUGAUAAGGCAGCAGCUUUGGGGACAAAUAUUAUUGAUGAAGAUGGCCUGUUGAAUCUGAUUCGAACUAUGCCAGGCAAGAAGUCUAAGUAUGAAAUAGCAGUUGAAGCUGAGAUGAAGAAAGAAAAGUCCAAAUUGGAAAGAACACCUCAAAAAAAAGACCAAGGAAAAAGAAAAAUUAGCCCAACUAAGAAGGAAUCAGAAUCCAAAAAAAGCAGACUGACUCCCAAAAAGGACAGCACUACAAAGUCUCCAAAAAAGGGAACAGGUGUGUUUUGGAGAUGCCUGGACUUCGAGGAGCAGGUGGCUGAGGAGACAGACGGUGACAGCCAGGCUAGGAAUUUGGCUGAUGACAGCAGUGAAAAAAACAAAGUGGAACAUUUGCUCUGGGUGGAUAAAUACAAGCCAACCUCGCUCAAGACCAUAAUCGGACAGCAAGGUGACCAGAGCUGCACCAACAAACUCCUCCGCUGGCUCCAGAACUGGCACAGGAGUCCGUCCGCGGAUACGAAACGCGCAGCAAAGUUCGGUAAAUUUGCUGGCAAAGAUGAUGGCUCUAGUUUUAAAGCAGCGCUGCUCUCAGGCCCUCCAGGUGUUGGCAAGACAACCACAGCUUCUCUGGUUUGUCAGGAAUUGGGAUAUAGCUACGUGGAACUGAAUGCAAGUGACACUCGGAGUAAGAACAGUUUGAAGGAGAUUGUUGCUGAAUCACUGAAUAAUACCAGCAUCACAGGCUUUUAUUCAACUUCUCAGCACGGGUCAGGCGGAACAGCCCAUUCAUUAAGCACGAAACAUGCUCUCAUCAUGGAUGAAGUAGAUGGCAUGGCAGGCAAUGAGGACAGGGGAGGAAUUCAGGAAUUAAUUGGUCUGAUAAAACAUACAAAAAUUCCCAUUAUUUGUAUGUGCAAUGAUAGAAAUCAUCCCAAGAUUCGCUCUUUGGUUCAUUAUUGUUUUGAUCUUCGUUUUCAAAGACCUCGAGUUGAACAGAUUAAGGGUGCUAUGAUGUCUAUUGCAUUUAAAGAGGGUUUGAAGAUCCCCCCUCCGGCUAUGAAUGAAAUAAUUUUGGGAGCCAAUCAAGAUAUCAGACAGGUUUUACACAAUCUGAGUAUGUGGUGUGCACGAAGUAAGGCCCUAACCUAUGACCAGGCCAAGGCUGAUUCUCAUAGAGCCAAGAAGGAUAUCAGACUGGGCCCAUUUGAUGUUGCCCGGAAAGUGUUUGCAGCUGGAGAGGAGACCGCUCAUAUGUCACUUAUGGACAAGUCAGAUCUCUUCUUUCAUGAUUAUUCGAUAGCACCCCUCUUUGUCCAGGAGAACUACGUACACGUGAAGCCUGUGGCUGCAGGGGGAGACAUGAAAAAGCACUUGAUGCUUUUAAGCAGAGCAGCAGACAGCAUAUGUGAUGGUGAUCUAGUGGACCGUCAGAUCCGGAGUAAACAGAACUGGAGUCUCCUGCCCACGCAGGCCAUUUAUGCCAGUGUUCUUCCUGGAGAGUUAAUGAGGGGGUACAUGACUCAGUUUCCAACCUUCCCAAGCUGGUUGGGGAGGCACUCAUCUACCGGCAAACACGAUCGUAUUGUGCAGGACCUAGCACUUCACAUGAGUCUCAGGACUUACUCCAGCAAAAGGACUGUAAACAUGGAUUACCUGUCCCAUAUGAGGGAUGCACUUGUACAGCCCUUGACCUCACAAGGGGUAGAAGGAGUACAGGAUGUCAUUGCUCUUAUGGACGCCUACUACUUGAUGAAAGAAGACUUUGAGAAUAUCAUGGAAAUGAGCAGCUGGGGAGGCAAACCUAGUCCCUUCUCCAAGCUGGAUCCCAAGGUGAAAGCAGCCUUCACGAGAACUUAUAAUAAGGAAGUCCACCUCACUCCAUAUUCCCUUCAGGCUGUAAAGACACCCAGACACAGCACAGGCCCCGCGCUGGAUUCUGAAUACAGUGAAGAGUUAAAUGAAGAUGACUCUCAAUCUGAUGAGAAAGACCAAGACUCUAUGGAAACUGAUGCAAUGAUCAAGAAAAAGACAAAAUCUUCAAAGCCUUCAAAAUCAGAAAAAGAUAAGGAGUCCAGGAAAGGAAAAGGAAAAAGUUCAAAGAAAUGAAACUGUUUUCCACUACUGACAGCCACUUUUUACUUGCCCCGUUGACCAGUCUAGCUUGUCUAGAUAAUGCCUUGUUUUUUCCAAAGGAAUCAUAUUUUAGCAUAAUGGGGCAACUCCGUGGUCCCAUUAUAAAUAAAUGGUGGUACAGCUAGAGGGAUGUAACCAGUAGGCUAACAUACGCCUCUUAUAGAGGUUGAUAGGACUGCUUGGGUCCUCCACUGUCCCCUGUCAAUCUAAUUAGAUUGUGCUUCAGAUUGUGUAUAAUCAGAAACUACAUGUGGGCUUUGGAGUCAGAUUUUAGGUAACAGUAAUAUGCCUGGGAACUUUGGUACUAAGGCGACUUUUGUAGGCUUAAGAAUUGAUCCUAAUGGCCUUUAUAGGACCAAUGCCGAUUUUUUUUUAAAAAGGUAGUUACUAUGAUGUGGUGAAAUUUUGUAAAUAAAUCAUAAUACAAAACAGUCACCACCUAGAGCUGGUAUUCUUUGUAUAUUGUCAGAUAUCAUACAAAAUAUAAAUUAGGAAUAAAAAUGUUCCACGCGACAUAUGUGCAAAUUCUUAAAAUGUCAUCUUGUACAGUAAAAUAAUAUGUUGGUAUAUUACAUUCCUUAUUAGUUUGCAAAUGAUUGGGUAAAAAGCUAACUCUGUUCCUCACUAACCAGCUGUGUGAAGCAGAACUUCGGCAGUUGGACAGUCAGAACUCUCAUUCCUAAUCUGAGUACCUCUGUGAGUGUCAGCGGGAUCUCUUUCAUGAACAGCAUGUCAUGGAGAGGCCCCUGUGGCAUCACUGGAGGGGAUGGGUGACUGUAAGCCACAUUUUCAGCCUUCCAGAGUCUCAGCUCAUCAGGUUUAAGUCAGUAGGGUGUAGGCCGGGUCAGGAUCUCAGUCUCACUCUGCCUUGGGACAAAAUGAAUGCUGGCUUUCGUUACUUUUCCUCUGGGAGCUCUGGUUCUGCCCUUUGAGCGAUUGUACAGAUCAUACUGGAAUUUUGGAUGGUCCCUGUAACUGUACUUGCAGAGUGGCUCUGAGGCCGUGGAAGUAGCCUGGAGUUUAGUUGUCUAGCUCUUUUGGAAUUUUGUCAGUAAAUGCUCAGAGGUAUGUGCUAAAAGGCAUGUAAAAUUCGGAUACUAUUUCCUCCCUUUGAGUAAUUGACAGUCUUGUUUGGGAGGUGAGACAUAAAGUUCUUGAGACAUUUAAAGUGUAUUUACGAGUGUGAAAAAUGUCUUUCCUGUAGCCUGACUUCAUUAUGGAAAUUAAACAUUGCCUUUGGCCUUGUCCCUCUCUGUCAAAGCCCAGCUUGGAACUUCUGCUUCAGUGAAGAGCUCCUCGAUUGAUGACUAACUCACCUCACCAGUGGGGUGAGCAUGGCUUGCUUUCACACAUUCUUCUAUUUCUAUUGCUUUCUGAUAUGAAAGUCAUGCUGCCUACUUGUUUUUUUCUCCCCAAGAAAGGGUGUAAGCUCCUUGCAGCCAGAGCAAUGAGUAUGAAUUUACUUGUAAAUUAUGAUUUUGUUAUUCUAAAUGCUCUAUGAUUGGCAUAAUCAGUGUAUGAGAUAAAUAACUUUUAGAACUAGAGAUUAUAAACCUGCUCUUUAAAAUAGGAGGACAACAUGGAUCUGCUGGAGCUUUGUGAUGCUACGUGGCUUUGCAGAAUAAAACUGCAUACUUCUUUUGAGAUCUGUUGUGUCUUGGCCAUGUUGGAAGCUGUAACAAACUACUGUGCCUUCUCCUUCAUCCUGUUAAGUGUUUGCGGUCCAUUACUGCAGCAACAUUAUUGGCCUCUUGAAGUUAUUAACAAGGAGCAGUAUUGUUGUAUCUUCCUAAAUAAGUUCUGGGGUAAUUAUUGCUUAUCAGUGAAUGUUUAAAGCCUUUAACUCUCCAACUAUGGUGUGCUUUACUCACUCAAAUCCCACAGUGCCUUUGGCUCUUAUUCCUAUAACUUUACAACAUCCUUCCAGUGAAAAUAGGAAAACAAGAGGAUGAUGGGUGAGUUUAAUGACAGUGACUUGUAUCACUUAUUCUUUAUCCAGGCUUUGCAGGACGAUCAGAUCAUAAAGUUGGAGGCAUCAUGUAUGUGGAUGCUUGGAUACAGGAAGACAUGAUUGUCACUUAGGUACUAAUACCGUAGGCUGGCAGGUACACUUGUAAUACUCAGGAUGCUGGUGGCUAUACGGUAAGAUCCUAUCAUCUGAAACAUUCAAAUUUAGGCUCUCGGACUAACUGUCAGCUGCCCAGACUUUGGAGACAUUGGCUUUGGAUGACAAGGAAGCAUAUACUGAUGCAGGAAAAAUAUGAGGUGUGUGUGAUACGGGGAAGAUUUUGAAAAAUGUAUGUCUUCAGGAGCAGUCAGAUGAUUUAAUUUUGUGAAAGGAAUUAACAACACAGGAGAUAAAAGCUUACGGUUUAUAGUUUCAUUCUUUUAAAUUGGUGUUUUUAUUCUAGGAUUGAUUACACUAAACUUCUCAUUUCAGACUUUUAAGUGUUAAUGUCUCUGCUGCCUGAACUUCACAAUGCUAUCUCCCUUUAAAUCCAGGAAAAACAUUACAAAUAUCUAAUGAACGAUUUUAUUUUAAAGGAGACACUUCAAAAUAUAAAAGUUAUCAAAAAGUUGAAUAUUUACAGUUACAUCAUAGGCUACUAUUAACAGUGCAGAGCAUAUAAUACGUAACUUGAAGAGGAACUCUAUGAAGUAUAAUAAACAGCAAGGUUACAUGUCACUAUUUUGCCAUUCUACAAUGGCAACUGUACAAUGUCUGUGACCUGAAGAGUCUUUCUUUUUUCUGUAUCCAGAAACCACCAGGGGUAGAAACUUCACCUCCCAUGGAAAAGUGGUAUCUUUUCAGGAACAUUAUAUCUAGAAAAGACAAACCCCACAUCUUUAGAAGUGUUUCAAAUGACUGGCAUGCACUAAUAAAGCCAAGCUAUGCUACAAAAAUUUUUGCUUAUUUCUGGAAUGUGGAGCAAUGACUAUUCAAGUUAGAAACCUCCAGUCUAUAAUCAGUAUUGAGUUUAAAUCUUGGCUUUGACUAAAAGUGUACAGGCAAACUGUUGAACUACUAUAAAGUGAGGGUGAUGAUAAUAGUCACUUUACUGGGAAGAAUGGGAAAAUGCAGGAAAAGAAUGGGAAAGUGCUCAGCAAUCUGUGAAGAUUUUCCUGAAACUGAAUGGUCAUUAAUGGUUCCUUAUCUAAAAGGAGUCAGUGAGGGGCACCUGGGUGGCUCAAUUGUUAAGCCUCUGCCUUCAGCUCAGGUCAUGAUCUCAGGGUCCUGGGAUUGAGCCCCGCAUCAGGCUCCCUGCUCAGCAGGAAGCCUGUUUCCUCCCCCUCUCACUCCCCCACACUUGUGUUCCCACUCUCACUUGUGUCUCUCUCUGUCCAAAAAAAAAAAAAAAAAAAAAAAAAAUCUUAAAAAUAAGAUAAAAGGAGUCAGUGAACAGUAGCCUCAACCACUAUUCAUUGUUCAAUAAGACAUUUAUAGUGACUUUUUCAAAAGAUGGCGCAUAAUCAUAAUUUACCGGAGCAUAUCUGCAAGUAUAUAGGAACCGUGGGAUUAAGCCUCUACUUUAAUACAGGGAUAGUGUUUGGAGAGAGUCUAUGUAGGAUUAUUAAAAACAUAAGAUUCUCCUUUGGCAGAAUUGUAGAUUAUCCUCCUGCAGAUAAUAGUUACAAACUCGGGACAAAAUACAACUAUUCAAAGGUAUUAGAAGAGCAACCAAAAGCUGGCAGAAAUUGGGAAGGUGUCAAUUCUUGAAAGAAGAGAAGUCCAUUGGGUAAGAUUCAUCUUCCUGUGCGUUUGACCUGAGGGUAAGUCCAUAAGGACAGAGAAGUCAUAGUCUUCCUAGCUCAAAGAGUCAGAGAAUAGAGUUUGGGCCUGGUGGAACUACUGAAGUGAAAGGGAUAAUACCCUGAGAAAAGGGCACUGCCCCCCAAAUCUGCAUAUGCACUCCAUGUAAACCCUUGAACUUCACAGGCUUGGAAGAGACUUUUAUGCUGGACUGGAAGCACAGUUCCAUGUUGAAAGGAAUGCCAGGUGUUAGAACACUGAGGGCAGCUUCUAGGAUUCAAGGGCUUCAGUACUCCGAUGGUAAGAAUGGAAUUCCACCAACAAACACGCUGGACAAAAGUCUCACAUUGGACUGCAGGUCCAACCAACUGCAGCCUUGUGAGAUCCUGAACAGAAGACUCUGCUAAGCCGUGCCUGUAUUACUGAUUCACAGAAAUUGUGAGAUAGGUUCUGGUUCAAGAUGGCAAUGCAGGAAGAUCCUGAACUACCUCUUCCCAUGGACACAGUGCAUCUACAGCUGCAUAUGGAACAAGAUCCUAGAAACUAGCUAAGUAACUCCUGCACAUCAGGUGAACAAGAAAAAAUCCACAGCAAAAUGGGUAGGAGAGGGUGAGAAAAUCUUGCUGUAAACCCCACCCCAGCAUGAUGACACACAACCAGGAGGGAAUUCAAUAGGUUCUACCUUCUCCCUGAGGAGUAGAGUUUGGACCCCACAUUUGGUGCCCUGACUUUUAAGACUUCCACCUGAGAGAUGGGCCUCCAAAAUCUCUAGCUUUAAAAGGCAACAGGACCCAUAUCCACAAGAACUAAAAGGAUAUGGCAAACUAAAAAACAGUUCAAAAUGAGAUCACAUGGACCCAUCGUGGCUAAUCCCCCAGGGCCCAGAUCAGAGGCAGCAGAGUGGAAUGCACCCUGUCUGUGAAAAAGGCCUAUUGUCUUAAAAGCUUUGGCCUGAGGCAGGGUCCUAAUUUAACAUAUAUUUAGGGGCCAACUGCAACACUCUGCUGAGACUGUGGAGGCUAGCAAGCACCAUCUUUGUGUUCUUUCUCUGCCUUGUGCCAGGUGGCCAAUAUCUCUCAAAAAGGAGCUUAUGCACAAGUCUGGUACUCUAGUUUCUGCUGCUACUCAAGGGACACCCGAUAAUCACCUAGCUCUGGUGGCCAGCAGAGCUUUACAUUUGCAAUUCCUAAUUAGAUUGUAACAAACAGAAACCAUUCUUAACCAGCUAGUCUUUCAGUGCUUAAUGCAGAAGCAGCAGACAGAAAUGCCCAGUCUUUAUGACAUAAAGAGGCUUAUUUGCUUAACUGUGGCCUGAAGGUUCAGCUUUCAAUCAGUCUGCAUCUAGGUGCUGACUGAGAUUUCCCCCUUAAGGAUACCGACACGUCUUGGUAUACCCUCAACUAACUGGGAGCAACAAAGAAAGAAGAACCAGGGCAGUGUUGAAUGGUUAGGCUCGGAGAGGUGGCUGUUUUAGCUAAUGCUUAGAAACCAACACAGAGUCAAUGAAAAUGAGGAAAUAGAAGAAUAUGUUCCAAACAAAAAAACUGGUAAAACCUCAGAAAAAGACCUUAACAAAAUGGAGAUAAGUGAUUUACAUGAUAAAGAGUUUACAAUAAUGGUCAUAAAAACAAUUCAUGAACAAAGUGAAGAAAGUACUAAACAAAUCACAGACUCAAAUACAACUACUGAACUGGAUAAUACAGUAAAAAGGUUCAAUAGCAGGCUAAAUGAACAGAAAGGAUCAAUGAAUCUGAACACAGGCCCAUGGAACUCAUCAGCACAGCAAAAAGAGAAAAGCAUGAAAAAAAGUGAUUAUCAUUUAAAGGAUUUAUGGGAUAACAUCAACCAAUAUUCACAAUAUAAGGGUCCCAAAAGAGAGGAGAAAGUCUGAAAACUUGGGGAAGGAAACAGAUAACCAGAUCCAGGAAACCCAGAGUUCCCAGACAAGAUGAACCCAGAGACCCACACCAAGACACGUUUAUAAUUAAAUUGCUAAAAGCUAAAGGAGAGAAGCCACUUGUUACAUACAAGGGAACCCCUGUAAGAUCAUCAGCAACUUUUUCAGUAGAAACCUUUGCAGACUAGAAGACAGUGGCAUGACCUAUUCAAACUGCUGUGAAAGAAAUGUGAAACAAGAGUAUUCUACCAGGCAGUAUUGUCUGUUGGAACUGAAAGAGAGUUUUCCAGACAAAGAAGAGCUAAAGGAAUUCAUCACAGUUAGACCAGCCUUACAGGAAAUGUUAAAGGUGGUUUAAGCUGGAAGUGCUGGUUAAUAGAGGAAGACAUACAAAAGUUACAAAUCUGAAUGUUUAAAGGUUAAUAUCUUAAUUCAGAAUAAUCUUGUAAUGGUGGUGGGUUAAUCACUUACAAAAGUAGUAAAAAUAACCAUCAUGACAAUAAUUUAAUGGACACUCAAGAUGCAGAGAUACAAACUAUGACAUCAAAAACAGAACGGGGGAUAAAAAUGUAGAGCCUCAGAAUUUGUUAUCAACUUAAAAUAGGUUUAACAUAAUCCUCAUGGUAUCCACAAAACAAAAAUCUACAGUAGAUACACAAAGGAUAAAAGGAAUCUAAGCAUACCACUAGGGAAAGUCAUUUAAAUCAUAAAGAGAGCAAGAGAAGAAGGAAAGAACAAUGGACUUACUCCCAUUUUUAUUGUUUUCUGGCUAUUUUGUAAGUCCCUAUCUGUCGAUAAUUACUUUAUAUGCAAACUGGCUAAAAUCCUCUGAUCAAGAAUGGCUGAAUGGAUUAA
Messenger RNA from Lutra lutra (Eurasian river otter), 10149 nucleotides. RefSeq names its product replication factor C subunit 1 (gene RFC1). Lineage: Eukaryota; Metazoa; Chordata; Mammalia; Carnivora; Mustelidae. Gene Ontology annotation, cellular component: DNA replication factor C complex; nucleus. Gene Ontology annotation, biological process: DNA replication; DNA repair. The record is from RefSeq and is a predicted model, not a curated record. Gene Ontology annotation, molecular function: DNA binding; DNA clamp unloader activity; ATP binding. The coding region runs from base 152 to 3619 and encodes 1155 amino acids. The transcript is spliced from 25 exons.